GUGGUAGCUAGCUAGCUAGCUACGGUAGUCCGCAAUCUUGCAUUUUGUGGCAUUUCAUAUUUUAAGAAAUGCAUAAAACCAUACUUCUAAAGUGUUGAAUGGACGCUCCAACAUAUUUGUGAACCUAACGGACGUUUUCUGGACUCGAUAUAUUGUAGUCAAACAAGCUUACAAGAGCUGAAGAGUUCCUACAGAGUAGUUAGCGCGUAGCUUCACAAUGUACAUCAAACAGGUGAUUAUCCAGGGUUUUCGAAGUUACAGGGACCAGACUGUAGUCGACCCGUUCAGCCCAAAGCACAAUGUCAUCGUUGGAAGAAACGGGUCUGGGAAAAGUAACUUUUUCUAUGCCAUCCAGUUUGUUCUCAGUGAUGAGUUCAGUCACCUUCGUCCAGAGCAGAGGCUGGCUUUGUUGCAUGAGGGGACAGGACCUCGUGUUAUUUCCGCUUUUGUGGAAAUUAUAUUCGACAACUCUGACAACAGGUUACCGAUUGACAAGGAAGAGGUCUCCCUCCGUCGAGUCAUCGGAGCCAAAAAAGACCAGUAUUUCUUGGAUAAGAAAAUGGUGACGAAAAAUGAUGUCAUGAACCUCUUGGAGAGUGCUGGCUUUUCCCGCAGUAAUCCUUACUACAUUGUCAAGCAAGGAAAGAUCAAUCAGAUGGCCACAGCUCCUGACUCCCAGCGUCUGAAACUGCUGAGGGAAGUGGCAGGAACCCGAGUGUACGACGAACGCAAGGAGGAGAGUAUCUCCCUCAUGAAGGAGACAGAGGGCAAAAGGGAGAAGAUCAAUGAGCUGCUGAAGUACAUCGAGGAACGACUGCACACUCUGGAGGAUGAGAAGGAGGAGCUGGCUCAGUACCAGAAGUGGGACAAGAUGCGCCGGGCGCUGGAGUACACCAUCUACAACCAGGAGCUCAACGAGACCCGGGCUAAACUGGACGAGUUGUCCACGAAACGAGAGACCUGCGGUGAUAAGUCGCGUCAGCUGCGUGACGCUCAGCAGGACGCCAGAGACAAAGUGGAGGAAACGGAGCGCAUCGUGCGCGAGCUGAAGGCCAAGAUCUCGGCCAUGAAGGAGGAGAAGGAGCAGCUGAGUACGGAGAGGCAGGAGCAGAUCAAGCAGAGGACCAAGCUGGAGCUGAAGGCCAAGGACCUGCAGGACGAGCUGGCGGGGAACAGCGAGCAGAGGAAACGACUGCUGAAAGAAAGGCAGAAACUUCUGGAAAAGAUUGAAGAGAAACAGAAGGAGCUUCAGGAGACUGAGCCAAAGUUCAACGCCGUGAAGGAGAAAGAGGAACGAGGCAUAGCCAGACUGGCCCAGGCCACACAGGAGAGGACCGACCUGUAUGCCAAACAGGGCCGUGGCAGUCAGUUCACCUCCAAGGAGGAGAGGGACAAAUGGAUCAAGAAGGAGCUCAAGUCCCUGGACCAGGCCAUCAACGACAAGAAACGUCAGAUCGCCGCCAUUCACAAAGACCUGGAGGACACCGAGGCCAACAAGGAGAGGAACCUGGAGCAGUACAGUAAACUGGAUCAGGAUUUGAAUGAAGUGAAGACUCGCGUGGAAGAAUUGGACAAGAAGUAUUAUGAGGUGAAAAACAGAAAGGAUGAACUUCAGAGUGAGAGAAAUUACCUGUGGCGAGAGGAGAACGCGGAGCAGCAGGCCCUGGCUGCCAAGCGGGAGGACCUGGAGAAGAAGCAGCAGCUCCUCCGGGCGGCCACCGGAAAGGCCAUUUUGAAUGGUAUUGACAGCAUCAACAAGGUGCUGGAGCACUUCCGCCGAAAAGGCAUCAACCAGCACGUCAUCAACGGCUACCACGGGAUAGUGAUGAACAACUUCGAGUGUGAGCCAGCCUUCUACACCUGCGUAGAGGUGACCGCAGGAACCAGGUUGUUUUACCACAUAGUGGAGACUGAUGAAGUCAGCACCAAAAUCCUGUCAGAGUUCAAUAAGAUGAACCUUCCUGGCGAGGUCACCUUCCUUCCUCUGAGCAAGCUGGAUGUCAGAGAUACUGCCUAUCCAGAGACCAAUGACGCUAUUCCCAUGAUCAGCAAACUGCGCUACAAUCCCAAAUUUGACAAGGCCUUCAAGCACGUUUUUGGAAAAACUCUGAUCUGCCGCAGCAUGGAGGUGUCCACCCAGCUGGCCAGAGCUUUCACCAUGGACUGCAUCACGCUGGAGGGUGACCAGGUGAGUCACCGCGGUGCCCUGACGGGAGGAUACUACGACACCAGGAAGUCCCGCCUGGAACUGCAGAAGGACGCGAGAAAGGCUGAGGAGGAGCUCGGCGAGCUCGAGGCCAAGCUGAACGAAAACCUGCGUCGAAACAUCGAACGCAUCAAUAAUGAGAUCGACCAGCUGAUGAACCAGAUGCAGCAGAUUGAGACCCAGCAGAGGAAGUUCAAGGCGUCCCGCGACAGCAUCCUGUCCGAGAUGAAGAUGCUGAAGGAGAAGAGGCUGCAGUCAGAGAAGACCUUCAUGCCCAAGCAACGCAGCUUGCAGAGCCUGGAGGCCAGCCUGCACGCCAUGGAGUCUACGCGCGAGUCGCUGAAGGCGGAGCUGGGCACCGACCUGCUGUCCCAGCUCAGCCUGGCGGACCAGCGGCGCGUGGACGACCUGAACGACGAGAUCCGGCAGCUGCAGCAGGAUAACAGACAGCUUCUGAACGAGAGAAUAAAGUUGGAGGGCAUCAUGACCAGAGUGGAAACGUACCUCAAUGAAAACCUGCGCAAACGAUUGGACCAAGUGGAACAGGAGCUGAAUGAGUUGAGGGAGACGGAGGGAGGGACCGUCCUCACAGCCACCACCUCUGAGCUGGAGGGAAUCAACAAACGCAUCAAAGACACCAUGGCACGCUCAGAAGACCUGGACAGCCUGAUCGAUAAGACGGAGAUCGAGAUCAAGGAGCACCAGAAGAGCAUGGAGCGCUGGAAGAGCAUCGAGAAGGACCAGAACGACGCCAUCAACCACGACACCAAGGAGCUGGAGAAGAUGACCAACCGGCAGGGCAUGCUGCUGAAGAAGAAGGAGGAGUGCAUGAAGAAGAUCCGCGAGCUGGGCUCUCUUCCUCAGGAGGCCUUCGAGAAGUACCAGACGCUCACGCUCAAGCAGCUGUUCAGAAAGCUGGAGCAGUGCAACACAGAACUGAAGAAGUACAGCCAUGUGAAUAAAAAGGCCCUGGACCAGUUCGUCAACUUCUCCGAGCAGAAGGAGAAGCUGAUCAAGAGGCAGGACGAGCUGGACAGGGGCUACAAGUCCAUCAUGGAGCUGAUGAAUGUUCUGGAGCUGCGCAAAUACGAAGCCAUACAGCUCACCUUCAAACAGGUGUCUAAGAACUUCAGCGAGGUGUUCCAGAAGCUGGUGCCGGGGGGCAAGGCCACGCUGGUGAUGAAGAAGGGAGACGCGGAGGGGGGGCAGUCGCAGGACGAGGGGGAGGGCGGGGCCGACAGCGAGAGGGGGUCCGGCUCCCAGAGCAGCGUGCCCUCAGUGGACCAGUUCACAGGAGUGGGAAUCCGGGUAUCAUUCACAGGGAAGCAGGGAGAGAUGAGGGAGAUGCAGCAGCUUUCGGGUGGGCAGAAGUCCCUGGUGGCCCUGGCGCUCAUCUUCGCCAUUCAGAAGUGUGACCCCGCCCCCUUCUACCUGUUCGAUGAGAUCGACCAGGCUCUGGACGCCCAGCACAGGAAGGCUGUGUCUGAUAUGAUUGUGGAGUUGGCAGGGCAUGCCCAGUUCAUCACCACCACCUUCAGACCAGAGCUUCUGGAGUCUGCCGACAAGUUCUACGGAGUCAAAUUCAGAAACAAGGUGAGCCACAUUGAUGUGAUCUCUGCGGAGCAGGCCAAAGACUUUGUGGAGGACGACACCACCCACGGAUAGGAAGCAGAACCUCCUCUGUAGUUAACUGUGCUGAGUGCUCUCUGUAGCCUGUUUGGAAAUACUGUGUAAGCUCUUCUUUAUAUCUUAACUUUCUCACUGUUUUCAGUACCUGGUUUCUUUAUGGCUGUAAAGGUUUUUAAUGCUUAUGGGGUUUUAGUGUAGAGCCACUGAUAGGGGUGAGGGGUACUCUUGCGGAAAAGAGGAGUAGAGAUGAAGUAUAAAUGUCAGACUGAGCUUUCUUGCUGUCUCUCAUGUAGUACCCCUGCCCCCCAGUUUUGAUUGCCUGUGUUUUUCUGUUUUGGCAU
Megalops cyprinoides (Indo-Pacific tarpon) is the source of this 4176-nucleotide messenger RNA. RefSeq names its product structural maintenance of chromosomes 3 (gene smc3). The transcript has 29 exons. Gene Ontology annotation, cellular component: chromosome. Gene Ontology annotation, biological process: mitotic sister chromatid cohesion. Lineage: Eukaryota; Metazoa; Chordata; Actinopteri; Elopiformes; Megalopidae. The coding region runs from base 218 to 3871 and encodes 1217 amino acids. The record is from RefSeq and is a predicted model, not a curated record. Gene Ontology annotation, molecular function: protein binding; ATP hydrolysis activity; cohesin loader activity.